Molecule: messenger RNA, 846 nt
Organism: Oreochromis niloticus (Nile tilapia)
Lineage: Eukaryota; Metazoa; Chordata; Actinopteri; Cichliformes; Cichlidae
Product: methyltransferase-like protein 4
Exons: 6
Coding region: 1-831 (276 amino acids)
Biological process (GO): methylation
Cellular component (GO): nucleus; cytosol
Molecular function (GO): nucleic acid binding; RNA methyltransferase activity; site-specific DNA-methyltransferase (adenine-specific) activity
Source: RefSeq, a predicted model, not a curated record
AUGACGCAGAUAAAGUCUGUUAUUCUGGAGGGAACCAAGUACUUGGUGGAUUCUGCACAACCGCUCGGCUAUCUGAAUGGACAGACAAACGUGGACAAAGAGCCUCUUCCUUCACAGGAGUGCAACCUCGCUGCUCUUUGUGAAAUGGCUAAAGAUCUCCCUCUGGUGGAGGAUGAGGAGCAGGAACGGGGCGCUCAGUUACUUGUUGGCGAGGAUGGCUGUACGUCUCACGUCGACUUGUUCUCUCAGGUGACAGAGAACAAGGCGGACUGGGCUACCGUGGUUACCCUGAUGGGAGAGGAGUAUGUAAUACCCCCACACACGGCUUUCCUGCUGUCUGAUUUCACGAGGAUACAGCCAUUAGUCCACUACGGAACAAGGUUCGACCUAAUCGUUAUGGAUCCACCAUGGGAAAACAAGUCUGUGAAAAGAAGUCGCAGAUACGGCUCGUUGCCCUCAUCCCAGCUAAAGCGGCUCCCUAUUCCCCUGCUGGCAUCUCCAAACUGUUUAGUGGUGACCUGGGUGACAAACCGGCCAAGCCACCUGCGUUUUGUCCGUGAUGAGCUGUAUCCACAUUGGGGCGUAGAAGUUGUGGCCGAAUGGUUCUGGGUCAAGGUCACCACAUUUGGGCAAUUUGUGUUUCCGCUAGACUCACCACACAAGAAACCGUAUGAAGUCUUGGUCCUGGGCCGAUAUCGUUGCUCUGCUGAUAUCUCAGAGAGCCCCUCAGAGACCUCAGAGGUGCCUGUGGAGGAUCAGCGUUUGAUUGUCAGUGUCCCAUCAGCUCUGCACUCUCAGAAGCCUUCGCUGUCAGCACUGCAUACAAAGUAGUACUACUAAAUGACC